AUGCACAACCGCCCUACAUCAGCUGAAGCAUUCCAAGGAACGUCUCAACAAUACCCUCAACAAACUGGAAGGUCAGCAGGCCCACCGCGGGCCACAUACUCUGGGCAGGGUACUGGAUACCGUGGCACAGCUGGAGCACCAAUUCCAACGUUCGCCUUUUCAUCCACGCCAGGUCUACGACAGGAUGUACGUACAGGAACGAAUACACCUCAGCCGCGCGCCAGUUUGGCAACCAGCCGGCACGCACACACACAAUCUGCCUCGGCAUCCAGCACAACAUCAACCGAGUCAUCACAACCAUCAGCAAAGGAUGAUUCGGUGAUGGGGUCUCACAAUGGUUCGCUGAUCAAUAUCACAACCAAUAUCCCCGACCUCUCGCUGACGACCCUCGGGGAGACUUCAGCGGUCAAACCAUCGCCAGAUCGGUAUAGGCGACCUGCACAAAAGCGCACAGACUCGAAUACCUCUACGCUUAAAGCUGGGGCUGCUCCUUCGCCAGACACGAGUUCAACCAGUGUGAAUACCAUGCCGGCAUUGCCUCGAACGGAAAGUCAGGAUGACAGUGCCAUUAGCACAACGAAGCCGAACAGAUACAGGCGGCGGAGUUUUGGCAAUCUGGAUGUGGGACGCGCGCCUGCAUCGUUGGAUCCUCCUCGGCCGUCGACAGGUGAUGCAAGUGCGACCUCCACUCCCACCACAAUUAUGCCUGGCGCUUUCUUCGACAGUGUCUCUGGCGAGCUAUCACAAAAUUCGGCAGCGGCCGCCCAGGACACUGUGAAAUUGGUUGUUUCACAAGCUGAGCCUAAAAAUGCCAAUGCAGGCUCACGUGGCUCUACUGAUGCUACCAAGCGUAUUGGUACUCCAUCGCCGCUCUCUAGACAGGCACAGGUCGACGACUCCGCCUCGGGCGCUGCUUCACCUGCCAAGCCCAAGACCUAUGCUUCUGCUGCUCAGUCUGGCAUGGCCUCCGCUUCUCCUGCUUCCCAGCACCUCGCUGCCCUAGCUGACAAAGAUCUGAACAAGGGCAUGAAAUCACGUCUACGAAGAGCAUUUUCUUUCGGUAGCGCGCAGGAACUGAGGAGAGGUGCCGCUGAGAAUAACGCGAUUGCGCAGCAGACCAAGGAACAGCACCAACAGCAGAUUGACGAUGAACUCGAUGCGGAGCAGCAAGAGAUUGCACGAAGGCAGGAGGAGGCCGGAAUCGGUGCUGGCAUCUAUUCUGGACAAGGCGGCUUCGCUGGGUCUACCGACAACCUCUCCAUUUCUUCAACUGCAUCAUCCGCUUCGAUGAUGUUGCGAAAGAUGGGCAAGGCGACCAAGAAGGGUGCUAGGAGCAUCAAGGGCCUCUUCCGGCCCAAGUCCGUCAUUGGCGUUCCUGCUGCUGAUGGUCCUGUGCAAGUCGGACCCAGUGCUGCAGUACAGCCCAGUGUCGCUCAAGUCUCGAUGGUCACCGUCGAGGCUGAACGACAGAAAGUGAAUGUCAACGCCGAUAUCACUGAGCGACCGCAUGGAGUUACCGGAUUUCCUAAGCUCGAGCGGAACUCGAUCGAUGCUGCUAAUAGCAUCAUCAAGCCUGGUUCCCGCGGAUCUGCGGAUGGUUCGGAUUCUCGUCGAAGCGUGGUUGGCAGUGAUCGUGAUCGAGCUGAGGUUCUCGCCGCUGUGAAGAAGGGCAUCUUGAAACGAUCGGGGACGGCUUCUCCAAGCGGUGGUUCACCUGUCAUCAGACCCGUCGUCGACGGAAGCAGUGCGCCUGUGCUCAACCUGCCUGAUAGCCCUGCAUCCAGCAUGCCCAGCACACCCAAGGACGGUCGCACUGGAUCUCUGAAGGGUGGUGCCAAUGGUGACUACUUUACCAACAGAUUGCCUUCGAUGUCGAAGAGUGCCGUCACGACGCCCAACGGAUCUACCCGAUCCAUCAGCUUCAGCCCACGAAUCCAAUUCCACGAUGCCUGGUCCGCAACCGAAUAUGACCGCCGCGGCGAGAUUGCUACUUGCAACCGUCUCACUCCUAUGCUUGCUCAGCAGAUCAAGGAGGAGCUUAAUACAUUCAAAAUGGAGAUGGAAGUGCACGAACUAAGCAAGCCGCAUACGCAUUUCUUCUAA
Molecule: messenger RNA, 2103 nt
Organism: Dissoconium aciculare CBS 342.82
Lineage: Eukaryota; Fungi; Ascomycota; Dothideomycetes; Mycosphaerellales; Dissoconiaceae
Exons: 2
Coding region: 1-2103 (700 amino acids)
Biological process (GO): actin cytoskeleton organization
Molecular function (GO): actin binding
Source: RefSeq, a predicted model, not a curated record